CUCCUGAAUACCUACACUUCCCUCUUACUGUAUCUUGCUGUAUCUUGCUGUGUCUUGCUGCCGUGCAUGAUACCCAACAAAGUGGCCGCGUUGUACGAACGUCAUGAGAACCAACCUUUCGCGGAGCCAUCUUUGUCUUUACGGAGGUGUUGCAGUAGCAAGCAUACUCCUCCUCUCCUUACUCUUCUACCCCGUCUCUCUUGCCCUUGACGAUAUUCCCUCUGCAUUGCACAAUCGAAAGCAACAAAUCCUACAGAAGCCUGAAUCAGACUGCCAGCGGCGACGAAACAUCAUUCGGGCAACCUGGCAAAAGCUCUUCCCUCUCCGUGGUGUCACCACGAGAUUCGUCAUUUCCGACCCGGGCGAGCUCUGGAUGCCACUCAUCCAGCAUGAAAACGCUACCUACGGAGAUAUGAUCAUGUUACCCGCUCUGGAAGAAACACGUCAUAUCGCAAACACGAUCAAGCCGAUCGAGUUUAUGAAAUACCUGGUGAACAACGGGUCAACGACAUGGAAGUUUGCCUCGAAGGCGGACGACGACUCAUUCGUCAAUCUGGGCAAAGUGGCGAUCGCACGGGUAUAUACACACCCGGAUCCUGUCUACAAUUACCCGCAAGGUGGCUUCUACUCUUUCUCUUGGGAACUGGUCUGCACCCUGGUUGAGCUGUACGAGGAGAAUCCCAUCCAGGACGAGCAUGAAGACGUCCUCAAUGGAAGACUGUUAUACGAGGCCCAUGAGGACUUUGAAUUCACCAUCCUGCACCACCCGCUGGCUUUUGAUUAUGAUGAAAAAAACGAGGACGUAUCGGCAUGGGCACAUCGGGUCAUCAGUGACGCAAUAUAUGUGCAUAACCUUAAGGAAGAUGAAACUUACCUAAAGGUCGCUUCGAUGUUUGAUGCGAAUGGUACCAAGGCUGAGAUCCCAGCUUGACGCUGUGCAGCACAUAUCAAGAC
Messenger RNA from Exophiala viscosa, 954 nucleotides. RefSeq lists its product as uncharacterized. Bases 104 to 931 code for a protein of 275 amino acids. Gene Ontology annotation, cellular component: Golgi membrane. The record is from RefSeq and is a predicted model, not a curated record. The transcript is spliced from 3 exons. Gene Ontology annotation, molecular function: hexosyltransferase activity. NCBI's taxonomy places the organism in Eukaryota, Fungi, Ascomycota, Eurotiomycetes, Chaetothyriales, Herpotrichiellaceae.